This is a messenger RNA of Dermacentor silvarum, 5682 nucleotides long. Its product is annotated as rRNA-processing protein UTP23 homolog. Gene Ontology annotation, cellular component: nucleolus; small-subunit processome. The record is from RefSeq and is a predicted model, not a curated record. NCBI's taxonomy places the organism in Eukaryota, Metazoa, Arthropoda, Arachnida, Ixodida, Ixodidae. The transcript has 7 exons. The coding region runs from base 226 to 933 and encodes 235 amino acids. Gene Ontology annotation, molecular function: sequence-specific DNA binding; small ribosomal subunit rRNA binding.
AUGUCCGCCUUCACUUGAACAGCUUGUCCUUGUGCAAUUGAAAAAUUUGUUAAAACUAAGACAUGCGCUCUCGACAUUCAAAAGGCCGGCAUUUAAAUCUGCAAAUCCCUUGAUAAUGUGAAAGUACCGCCACUCUUUGAACUCCGCCGCCGCCGCGCAACGUCCUCGCCUCCUCCUCGUCCAGCAAACGUUGUUGCUGUGUUUCCUGCGCUGUGUGCUAGCGCUAUGCCGUGCUGUUGCGCUUAUAACUGCUGCAAGAAGCCAGAAGAUGGUAUUGCAGUUUUUGUGAUACCGCAAGGAAAGCGUGACGUCUUGCGCAGGAGGCAGUGGCUGCUGAACAUUGGCCGAAAGGACUUUGUUCCGACAAGGAACAGUGUUGUUUGCGAGCUACAUUUCACUGAAGACCAAUUUGAGCCACACAUAUUACGAGUACUUGGGAAAAAGAAGCUGAAGCCCAAUGCGGUUCCAACAGUUUUCGACCGCGGACCUGUUGUGAGGCACAAGAAGCCCCCUCGACAGAGACGUGAACCUCGAACUGACAGUACCAACGACACUAUGACCCUUGAUGCAGAGCCUGUCGCUACAGGGUGUUUGCCCGAAAAUGACAAGGCGUCGGAAAUAGGGCCUGCUGCUUCUCCAAGUGAAAUCAGCUCUCCAUCUCAGGACUGCUGUGACGUGCCUGGUGUGUGCCACGAACCAGUUUUGAUGAACGCGCAUGCGGCCACCAUCUGCUUUCCUGAAGACUGCGUUGCGUCACCAAUAGGGCCCACCACUUCUCCAAGUGAACCCUGCUCUCCAUCUCAAGACUGCUGCGACCUACCUGUUGCUUGUCAUGAACCGAUUUUGACCAAUGGUCAGUCUCAUGAAGCCAGAGGAAUACCAUGCGGUUCUGCUGCUAGGCAAGAUGCAAAUAACGUCGGGUCUCACACAUGACCAUUCAUGCUGUGAUGUCUUGGGCGCACCCACACUGCCUUUAUCUGAUGGUUCGUUGCCCGACGAUCGCUUGGCAACACACAUUUUGGUAUUCAUGCUCGGACAUCUUUCCACUAGGUGGAAGCAAACCAUCGCAUAUCACCUGACUGGCAACUGUAUUCACGCUGCCAGCUAAGCUCAAGUAGUUGACCUAAUUACCGCACGCGAGUCCAUUGGCCUCAGUAUUCAUGUUGUGUCUGACAUGGGCAGUGCAAAUUGGGCACUUUGGAAGCUCUUCGGAAUUACUGUCUGAAAGCACAGCAAACUGCGAACCAGUUGCCCUCACCUCUAUGACCCACAGAGAUAGCUUUGGUUCAUGGCUGAUGUACCUCACUUGCUAAAAAAUCUAACAAAUCAUUUGACUGAAGGUUAGCUCAUUAUCAACCCGAAGAAAUUGUUAAGAAACAUGAUUUGCCGACAAACUGCGUGAACAUAUAUGGAGUUUAUAAGGGCCCUUGUGCGGCACGACAAGACGGAUGACAUAAAACUUGCGCCGCACUUGAUUGCUUCUGUUCUUGAUCCAAAUCAUUACGAUAUAAUGGAAGUAAGCCCGGCUUUUUCUCAUUUUCAUAACGACGCGGCUUCUGGUUUGCGUUUGCUGGAGGAGCAGAGAAAAAUUUUCAGAAACGCAUAUACUACUGCAUGGUUCGUUGAAACUGUGUUUAGGUGGUUUCGCCUCAUGACGUCACGAACAAUGAACCUUGCUUUCAGCCAUUUGGUUGAGAAAAAUCAUCAGGACAGUUGCAUUUUUGAAUGCGACAGCCGAAUUGUUCUAAAAAAUUCUUAUUGGCAGUGAAAACAGCUGUUUGGAAGCCUGUAGAAACAGGCAUCAUUCGACAAGAAGAGCUCUAGAAGUCCAAGAUGUACUUCUCGGCAAGUACAACUUUGAGUAUGUGUUCCUAAGCAGAUUAAGCCAAGAUGGCCUUGAAAACUUCUUCUCCAUCCUGCGUGCGAAAAACCCUGUACCGCGACUAUAUGAAUUUAAAUGCAGCUUGAGGAGCGCAACACUAGCGCAAUUCCUCAAGCCCAGAAAGCAUGGUAGCUGUUUUGAGGAGAAAGGCUAUGUGGUAAAAAAUUUGUGGAACACAAGUGACGCAAAACUCAAGACAAGCACCAUUCAAGCUAUAGAAGACCUGGAUUUAAGUCCUGAAGUAGAGUAGUUGAUAGCAUACCUUACGGGCUACGUAGUUUCAAGGCUGAUAAAGCGAAUACAGUGUCAAGAGUGUCACAAUUCACUGGUUGAUAAUGGCACACCUAUCAAGUUGAUACAACUGAAAAAUUUUUCUGAGCACCGUCUGACUACUCAGUCACAAGGAGUGAUUGAGGUGAUCAAAGUUGUUGAGAGCUACUUCUGCAAUAACAAAGAAGCACUAAUUCAGUAAAUGUGGCAGAGGUGCAGCAAAGCAUUAGUCGAAGCUUUUCCACACGAACAUGCUUUCCUUCAUGUCACAAUGUGACACCUAAUAUUGUUCAAAAAUUUUGCAAAGUGUGCAUGGAGGUUCUUGUGAAAACGGAAGCUUCAAAAAAUUUUAUAUUGCUGGAAGCUCAAAAUGUGCCAGCAAAAGUAUGGAAACGCUAGCUGCAGUGUCCACCAUCAAGUGAGGUGGUGGUGAGUGGAUAUGCAAUACAUAAUUAAAGGGGCUGCAGCUGCCUUUAUAUUAAGUUGUAUACUUUACCUAAGCCUUCGAAGGAGGCUUAGCAGUCAAACGUCAGAGUCACUAUGCCACUGAUACGAGUUAAGGCAGCCUUUUUGUGCACACACACAUAUACUGCUAUUUUCUAAAUAUCACUUGCGCUUUUCGUCUGCUACAGUCAUAUACAGCUCAAAAAUGAAGCCAGAGGGCCUCCUUCAAUUCUGUGAAUGGCAGUGACCAAUUGUAAUGAUGCUGCGGUUAAUCCAAUUUCGCAGAAGCCCCUACCUGCGAUUGGACCAAGGUUUUUUUUUUUUUUUUUUUUUACUGGGAUUUCUUCCAUCUGCAGUGUUGUUUUCAUUGCAACAGAGCCGCUAUUUGCAAAGGACAAGCUCUUAGCGCAAGAUCCCAUUGUCCGUCAACUUUCGGGCACUCUGAAACUGCUGCAUAGUGUAUAAAACGAUGCUGUUUUGUGCCAUGACACACUGUUACCACUCUUGUGUUUUCUUGAGCAAGUCUUUUUCUCAGCUGCCAUCCAUACUGCAUAGCAUAUUUCUACAAUAGCAUUGAUUCUGAUGCUGAAUAUUAUAUGAUACUCUUCUCGGUUACGUAUAUCUUGUCAACCAACGUUUUUGCGCAUGCAUGAAAAUAAAACAUCAUGCUGACCAUGCUCUUUGAUUUUUGUUGUGAUAAAUUUUUUGUGAUGCCUAAUCAAAAUCACAAUUUUAACUCUGCUACUACAUAAUGUAAUGGCAUUUCGGUGUGAACUGUCAAAAUACGUCAUCCAGAGGUGUUUCUCUUGCCUAAAAAUAUAAAAUGCCUUCUUCUGCCAUAGGUAUAACGAGUAUUUUUUGAAGGCUUCCUUGACACCGACGCCUAAAGAGUAUUCCGUAAAUACUCUUCCUAAGCUUGUGUUGUUAUGGUCGAUGAGUGGUUGCCGGCACAGCUUGAUUGCGCUGAAAUUGCGCAACUGUCCUAUUCAGUUUAGAGACCACGGCCCAAAAUCUACUUUCACAUUGAGAAGACAAACACACGGACACAUGAUGCACUCGCGGCUAAUUCAUUAUAAGAAUUACGGCACGCUGAAUAUAGUACCCGUGGUGCACAUGCGAGCUCAGGCAAGAAAAAAAAAAGCCAAACACAGAGGGAUGUGCCCCAAGCAAAAUUUGGAGGAUGCUUAAGCUUUGCCUUUAAGGAGUGGAACACAAUAGCAUACAAAUAUCCCUGACUGCUUCUCAUGCUUCCCGGCAACUGUAGCUUAUGCAACCUUAAUGUUUGCCGGGAAACGCUAUGCACGUAGGCGAGCUUUCUUGUAGAAACACGGCCUCUUUUCAUGUAGCCAGAUACAUCCAUUACAUGUGCAUAAUAUGGUACACCUUGGACAUUCAAUACGUCCAUUAGAUAUCCAGAUUUAUCCAGAAAACGUCGUACGGAUGUACAAUCCCAAAGGAAAAAGAUUAGCACAAGUGACUGGCGGUGGCACGAUCACGACACGUGGCGCCAUUGACUGGUGGCUGGAGUGGCAAAAUCGCGACACGCUUUUUUAACUGCCACCCCUGCUUUGGAAAAUGGAAUGUGCCGCUCCGGCCACCGGUCACUUGUGCCGUGUGUCAUGAUUUUGUUGCUCCGGUCACCAGUCACUUGUGCCACUCGUCGUGAUCUUGCCGCUCCGGCCGCCAGUCACUUGUGCUAACGGAUGUGCUUUGUACUAUUUCUGGCUGUUUCUUAUAUAUUCGUCAUGCAUGCAUGCACUGCGUCUUUUCAAUUUGUUGUCCCAGACUGCCCCGGACAGCUUGAGACGCUAUUACAGCCAGUGAGCGUUCGCGUAUGCAGCAUCUCGGACAGUCCUGGAUUGUUAGGGACAACAAAUCAAAGUGCCACUGCUACUAAGCCAAGAAAAACUCGAGUUGUCAACACCAGCAUCUUUAUUGUGAAACCUCUUAUUGGUAUCAACCUUUUGCCAAGUAUGUAAUGAUCUACACAAUAGACAGAGUGAAAUACAAUGGCAGACUGCAGACAUUACAAACAAAAUGGCUGCACAUAAUGAAAAACUGCCUCUGUUGUCUCAUGGAAAUAAAGUGUACACUAAAACUCAUCAUAAUACCAUCUCUUGGUUUCUGAAAGAAUGCACGAACCAAUACAAAAAUAUCGCAUAAGCAUAACAGCUAAGCAUACACAUACUAAAGGAUAAAUAGAAUGACAGUAAAAGCAACACUUGAAAAGCAACAGUUCUCUCAUAAAAACCAAGACGAUUUCUUAGGUGAGCAACAGCACAGUGCUAGCUGCACUCCCUCCAGUAAAAUAGAACAAAGGACACAUCAUGAAACUUCUCAUUAACAAAACAGACGCAGAAUUCACAUAUAGAAACAUCAAAGCACUAUUUGACUAGCCUUGUAUUCAUCAAAAAGGAAUAGAGAUAACGUAGUGAAACAAAGGAGAGCUACAGCUGAAGGCCCAAAACCACCAAUAAGUUUUUGUACAGUGAUAAAUUAUGCAGGAAGCAGACAACAUCCUGCAGCAGAAUUCGGAACAGAGCCUGCUGCAUGAAAAAUAUUUUUAACAUAUUGUUCUCACUGAUGACACAGUGCGAACGUUGCACCAACUACAGGCACCAACUGUGCAGCAUCCUCCACGUCAAAACCAUAGAAGUGCGUAUACAGUACGAAAGAUGUGUGUGACCUGCAAUGCAUGUCUAAAGUACAAACUUUAUGAACGUUCCAUGGAUGUCUAAAACGUUGUGCAAUGUAUGUCUGAAGUACCGUUUCCAGAGACGUUCUAAGGACAUUGAAAAUUUUGUCCGCUGUACGUCUGAUGAAUGAACUAAAUGGAUGUGCAAUGGACAUACAAAACUUUGAUGCCAUGUACGUCCCUUAGAUGGAUGUGCAUGUAAAGGAUGUCUAUAGGACAUCCCAUUUUUUGCUGGAUGUUUGGAUCAAUCCGGAGAUCUUUUGGAUGUUUGUGGCUACCUGGGUUGAGUGGGCUGAACCAGGAGGUAAUGCACAGCCGCGCCAUAAAAGCUACGCCAUUUUCAGGUAUCUAUUAUUGUUUCGCACUUGUAAUAUUUAAGUCUGAGAAGAUU